This is a messenger RNA of Aaosphaeria arxii CBS 175.79, 2651 nucleotides long. RefSeq names its product Adaptor protein complex beta subunit. Bases 256 to 2484 code for a protein of 742 amino acids. The transcript is spliced from 8 exons. Gene Ontology annotation, molecular function: clathrin binding. The record is from RefSeq and is a predicted model, not a curated record. Gene Ontology annotation, biological process: vesicle-mediated transport; intracellular protein transport. Lineage: Eukaryota; Fungi; Ascomycota; Dothideomycetes; Pleosporales. Gene Ontology annotation, cellular component: membrane coat.
CGGACAAGGGUCAAGUCCAGGCUCCGCUAAUUCCAACGUCGACAAACACUCCGUCCCCCACCAGCACGCUCCCCUAGGCUGCGCAGUCUACUGUCCUUCGAGAUCUAUCCGAGUGCCUACAGAAACGCUAGAAGCUCAAGGAAUCCUUGCGCCGCCACCGACUGUCUCACGAAAGCGAUUGUUGCCACGAACACGAUUAUUUGAGUGCAUGAGGGGCCCGGCCACGGUCGUCGCCUCUACUAUUGAAACGUAGAGAUGGCGGUCAACAGAAUUAGGGGUGCCUUUGCGGUGCCGAAGAAAGGAGAGACUUUUGAAUUGAGAGCAGGCUUGGUGUCUCAAUAUGCAUACGAACGAAAGGAAGCCAUUCAAAAGACGAUUAUGUCUAUGACCCUCGGAAAAGAUGUAUCGGCUCUUUUCCCCGACGUCCUCAAGAACAUCGCAACCGGAGAUCUUGAUCAGAAGAAGCUCGUAUACCUGUAUCUUAUGAAUUAUGCCAAAUCUCACCCGGACCUUUGCAUUCUAGCGGUCAACACAUUCGUACAGGACUCGGAGGACCCAAAUCCUCUAAUUCGUGCACUCGCUAUACGGACCAUGGGCUGCAUCAGAGUGGAUAAAAUGGUAGAUUACAUGGAGGAACCAUUACGGAAGACAUUACGCGACGAAUCUCCCUACGUUCGGAAAACCGCGGCGCUCUGCGUAGCGAAACUCUUCGAUCUCAACCCUCAGAUGUGUCUCGAAAACGGCUUCUUGGAGCAACUCCAGGAAAUGAUUGGAGAUCCAAACCCAAUGGUCGUCGCAAACUGCGUCACGGCGCUAGUGGAGAUCAACGAGACGGCACCGGAGACGAAAGCUUUCAAGAUCAACCCGACAACGCUGAAGAAAAUGUUGAUGGCGCUCAACGAAUGCACAGAAUGGGGGCGUGUCACCAUUUUGACGACGUUGGCGGAUUACAAGGCUGCGGAUGUCAAAGAGGCAGAGCACAUUUGCGAGAGAGUCUCUCCGCAAUUCCAACACGUAAACCCUAGCGUCGUUUUGGCUGCCGUCAAAGUUGUGUUCCUCCACAUGAGAAGUAUCUCUCCGGAACUGGCCAAAUCAUACUCGAAGAAAAUGGCACCACCUCUAGUUACGCUUGUAUCAUCUCAGCCGGAAGUUCAAUACGUCGCUCUAAAGAACAUCGACCUUCUUCUCCAGAAACAAGCCGAUAUCCUCAGUAAGGAGAUGAGAGUAUUCUUCUGCAAAUACAACGACCCACCAUACCUUAAACUCCAAAAACUCGAGAUCAUGGUCCGAAUAGCCAACGACAAGAAUGUCGAUCAACUACUCGCCGAAUUGAAGGAGUAUGCUAUGGAAGUCGACAUGGAUUUCGUUAGGCGCGCCGUCAAGGCAAUCGGCCAGGUCGCCAUCAAGAUCGAGAGUGCCAGCGAGAAGUGUGUCAACACACUCCUUGAUCUGAUCAACACCAAGGUCAACUAUGUGGUGCAGGAGGCCAUAGUCGUCAUCAAAGAUAUCUUCCGAAGGUACCCUGGAUAUGAGGGUAUAAUACCGACGCUCUGCCAGUGCAUAGACGAGCUCGAUGAGCCCAACGCUCGUUCUUCUCUGAUUUGGAUCGUUGGAGAGUAUGCAGAGAAGAUUGAGAAUGCGGGAGAGAUCCUUUCAGGUUUCGUGGAUGCGUUUGCCGAAGAGUUCACUCAGACACAACUGCAAAUCCUGACCGCAGUGGUGAAAUUAUUCUUGAAGAAACCAGACCAGUCACAGGGCCUGGUUCAGAAGGUUUUGCAAGCAGCGACAGCGGAGAACGACAACCCCGAUAUUCGCGACCGAGCAUACGUCUACUGGCGCUUGCUGUCAAGUGACCCUCAAGUUGCAAAGAAUAUCGUUCUUUCCGACAAGCCUCCGAUCACAUCUACUAUUCAUUCGCUGCCACCUGCUCUGCUAGAGCAAUUACUCACGGAACUCUCGACACUCGCGUCUGUAUACCACAAACCUCCGGAGGCGUUCCUUGGACAAGGGCGAUUUGGCGCGGAGGCUAUGCAAAAAGCCGCUAUCGAGGAACAAGAAGAGAACGCCCGCGAAAACCCUAUUGCCGCAGCUGCCGCCGCUCUUGCCAGCGGACAGGCUCCCCAGCAGUCGAAUGUGGAGAAUCUGUUGGACAUCGAUUUCGACGGCGCCGCUCCCGCAUCGUUACAGAAACAACCAUCCACAGGCCAGUCCGGGUUGGAGGGCCUCGCCGGUACACCACAGCGCGUUGAAUCUCCGGCUACUACUGCUCAAGCACAAUCUAACAUGGAUGAUCUGAUGGGAUUGUUUGGUGACGGAGGCAACAGCGGCGGUGGGGCGCCAGCUGCCCAAAUGUCCAACGAUGAUAUUCUCGGUGGGUUUGCAGGUCUCAACGUCGGAGGCGCAAGCCAACCGCCUCCUGCAAGCCAACAACUCAGUGGGCAAAAGGCUCAAAAGAGUAAUCAGGAUCUUCUUGAUCUGUUUUGAGAACUCUCGUAGAGUCGGUGUUAGUUUUAUUAGCAGGCGAUAGAUAGACGGCAUUGGUCGACGAUGAUGAAUGCGAAGCAAACAUACGCUUUGCAACACAUCCUCUAAAGUGAUAUAAAUGGAGAUAUAACUUUACGAAUAGCCAAAUCUAUAGUGUAAAUUUGGAA